ACUGCCUUUAUUCCAGUGAAUCAAACCAAACAUGAUUAGUAUACUGCGUUAUAUUUUAUAUAUUUUGCUAUCUCUACCUCUGCUGGUAUAUUUGCGUAGAAAAUGGUUGUUUUCGUAUUGGACAAGAAAGGGGUUGCAAACUGCCGAACCGACGAACACGAAAGAGGUUGGACUCCCCGAACCAGAAUAUGUGAAAGUAAUGCAUCACUACAGGAGGUUCAAGACCAAAGGAGAGAAGCAUUUCGGAAUCUAUCAGCGUCAGAGCCCGUCUUAUGUACCAAUAAAUCUGGACAUUAUUAAGAGUAUGUUGACGACAGACUUCAACCACUUCAGGAACCACGGGUUCUUUUCUAAUGUGGAUGAUGAACCACUAACAGCAAAUUUGUUCAAUCUCAAUGACGAUCAGUGGAGAGUCAUGAGGGCAAAAUUAACACCAACAUUCACGUCAGGAAAAAUGAAAAUGAUGUUCCAUACAAUAGUAGAUCGUACUUCGGGCCUGGAGGAGUUAAUAUCAACUUUUGCAACGGAUAAGAAACCGAUGGAAGUCAAAGAUGUUAUGUCCAGAUUCACCACUGACGUCAUAGGCAAUGUCGCCUUCGGCAUCGAUUGCAAUACAAUGAAAAACCCAGACUCUGAAUUCGCCUACUACGCGAAACAAAUUAUGCAGCUGGGUCACAGAAAUAAGGGAAUGAUCGGAAAUCUCCUGAGAAGUAUUCUACCACCUUGGCUGUUCUUAAAACUAGGGUUCAAACUAAUGGGUAAAGAAUUAGGAGACUUUUUCUUUGACUUGGUCGCGAAUGCUAUCGAGUACCGAGAAAAGAAUAAUAUAGUUAGAAAAGAUUUUUUACAUUUGAUGAUCCAAUUGAAAAAUCUCGGCAAACUGAGCGACGACGAUAAAAUUGUUAUCAAAUCUUCGAAUGGAGACGGUUUAACACUGAAACAGGUGACGGCACAGUGUUUCGUUUUUUUCACAGCCGGGUUUGACACAUCAUCUACCACCAUGAUGUUCUCUUUGUUGGAGCUGGCUCUAAAUCCCAAUGUGCAGGAUAAACUCAGGGAUGAAAUCAAUAGGGUGUUGGACAAACAUGACGGCAAGAUUACGUACGAGGCUGUUAUGGAAAUGGAGUAUUUGGACAAAGUUAUUGCAGAAUCUCUUCGUUUGUUUCCUCCCUUACCGGUACUGCCCAGGAGGUGUACCGAGGACUACCAUGUACCGGGUACAAACGUUGUGAUAGAAAAGGGCACCGCAGUGAGUGUGCCUUUGUAUUCUAUUCAUCACGAUGAAGAAUAUUUCCCUGAUCCUGAGAAGUUCGAUCCUGAACGAUUCAGCGAGGAAUUCAAAUCUACCAGACAUCCAUUUGCUUACAUGCCAUUUGGGGAAGGACCACGAGCUUGUAUAGGAUUGCGAUUUGGGAAAUUGCAAAGCAAAGUUGGACUGAUCUCGGUUAUCAAGAACUUCAAAGUCACUGUGAACGAGAAAACUACAUUACCGAUCAAGUUCUAUCCUUCAUUUUUGAUAUUCGUAGCUGGAGGAAUAUGGUUGGAUGUGGAAAAAUUGAAGUGAAUUUGAAUUCAGUUGUGUGACUCAAUAAAAUAAGUAACUGAAUAUUUUUAUCGAUUAUUGUAUCG
Messenger RNA from Phaedon cochleariae (mustard beetle), 1629 nucleotides. The record is from the annotation of a GenBank genome assembly. NCBI's taxonomy places the organism in Eukaryota, Metazoa, Arthropoda, Insecta, Coleoptera, Chrysomelidae.